GCCAGCGCGCGCAAUGAGUCCAGAGGUUCGGAGCAGCAGACACAUGAACCCAGGCGGGUUGCUUCUCUUCAAACCUUGCCAAGAUCUGACCUUUCCCAGGCUCGGGAUUCCCAAAUAUUUUGCCUAAGCCAGCAAAAUCCUGUGCCUUUUUCUUCUUUGCGACCCCCCCCCCCUUCAAUUCUCCUCUACUUCCCUUUUUUGAAAACAGACAAUAUCUUUAUUAUGAAAGUUGUCCUACAAUUCAGGGUUAAAACUUGGAGUGGAUUUGAAAACGGAAAAAAGGAAUCGGAAAGGAAUGAGAGAACUGAAUCUACUUGUGCCUUUCUGGGGGACGGCUUUAAAAAUAGAGCACCUUCUGGGAGGAUUUUGAUCCGAGUACUUUGGGCGUUUGCCAGCUGUUCUCAAUGCAGUCAGGAAACUGGAGGGACUGGCCCCUGGAGAAAACUGAAGAGGGGGUUCCGGAGCAGAUGAGCUACCUGGGCAUGUUGCGGGGAGCUCGGGGCCGGUUGGAAAAAGACCAGAGGUCGGCUUGAUAAAAAGUAGCCCCCGUGUAUAGUGUAUAGCGUGUCACCAUUUCGGCUCAUUUUCUCUAAGCAAUACAAGUUUACGGACCGCUACCUAAGCAGCAGUUUUCUCCUAACAUGGAUUCACCAGCAUCUCGGACCAGAUAUUGGGUGGACGGUGUUUGCAAGCCAAAGAUGUGUGUCCUGGGAGGAGUUGAUAAGGAAGACUCCCGCACCUGCUUUCCCGUCUUCUUCAUCUCUCUUAUUACAUAGGUUUUGUUCCCUCUUUGUCGUUGACAGGUUGGAUUCUGACUACUUUCUGAGGACUCUCCUUUGCCUUGACCGUUGUUAAAGAGGGGAGGAGGAGAGAAGAGAAGCUCGCCCCCUCCCCUCUUCUCCCCUCCCCCAUCCCAUUCCUCUGUUAUCUCCACCCUAAGCUUCCGUCGAAGCUUCUGGAAAAAAGGGGGGGGAGAGAAGCAUCGAGGAGAACAAUCUGCCCCCCACCCCUCCCCACCCUUCCUCACCCCCCCUUUUCUUCCUUAUCCCCUCCUUCCUUUCCCCUAUCCCCGCCUUCCUUCCCCCCUCUUGGCGCCCUAAUGCCGGCGCCUCGCCGGGGUUUCUGCUGGCCGUUGCUGACUAUGCCGAAGCUGAGGCGGCGGGGGGCGCUGCGGGAGCCGGCAGGCUGCUGCUACUGCCUGGUGGCGGCGCUUGCCCUGCUACUGUUGCUGCUGCCUGCAGGCUGCCCCGUGCGGGCACAGAACGACACUGAGCCCAUAGUCCUGGAAGGCAAGUGCUUGGUGGUGUGCGAUUCCAGCCCGUCCGCAGACGGCGCCGUCACCUCCUCCCUGGGGAUCUCGGUGCGCUCCGGUAGCGCCAAGGUAGCGUUCUCCGCGAUUCGGAGCACCAACCAUGAACCAUCCGAAAUGAGCAACCGCACCAUGACCAUCUAUUUCGACCAGGUAUUAGUAAACAUUGGCAACCAUUUUGAUCUUGCUUCCAGCAUAUUUGUAGCACCAAGAAAAGGGAUUUAUAGUUUCAGUUUCCAUGUGGUCAAAGUCUAUAACAGACAGACUAUCCAGGUAAGUUUAAUGCAAAACGGCUACCCAGUGAUUUCAGCUUUUGCUGGAGACCAGGAUGUUACCAGAGAAGCUGCUAGCAAUGGUGUUUUGCUGCACAUGGAAAGAGAAGACAAAGUGCACCUCAAAUUGGAAAGGGGUAACCUCAUGGGUGGAUGGAAGUAUUCAACUUUUUCUGGCUUCUUGGUUUUUCCGCUCUAAAUUCAAGCACCCUGGAGUGGAACCCAAGGUGUGAUCUGGACCCAGGAAUCCAUCACUUAAUAAUACUCUGAACUUGCCAGAACAUGAAACUUAUUACCAACCAUCUAUCCAGUAAGACUGUGGCUUUAGAAGAAUGAUCUCCAAAAAUCCCCAAAUUUACUUUGAAUAUUGACAAUUCCUCUGGAACCUGCUCCUCUCAUUAGUUUUAGAAGACAGUGGUUUUAAGAGAAAUGAAAUUAUUGACCUGGGAAAUUUGUACCUGUGAUUGUAAUUUCGGAUUUUAUUGUUGGGAUCAUUGACCAUUCUUUUUUUGUUGUUGUUGUUUGUUCACUUUGUUGUUGUCCUGAUGAGACAAGUAACUCAGACCUCAAUGUUUGCUGAAGGACUCACAAAAAGGGGCAGAAGAAACUACCACCUGCAGAAGGGUUCUUGCAAUUCAUUCUUUUUUGUGUUUGUAUAGCCUUAAGAAAAAAGAAUGACUUCAGUCUAAGUCCUGUAUUUUUUUCUGGCUGGGUGGGAGGGUUUGGGGUGGGGGUAGGGUUGGAAUAUAAUGGACGUAACUGUGUCAAGAAGUGCUUUAUUCUGAGAAGCAAAUUUUGCACGAUUGGAAUAACCGAUUUUGUUUUGUGUUGUAUUUUUACUCAACAUUUUUGUCUUUUCCGUUUUUCUUAUUUUAUUUUCUUUUGGUGCUGAAAAAUACGUAAGCUAGACUGAUCAAUAUGACAAAAAGCAUAUACCUGUAAACAGAGUAAUGAUAACCAAUCGACAACUCAGUCUGUUCUUUCAAAAUGAUCUUCACAGAUUCAUUUAAGAGCAAAGGUCGGGGAUUUCUGGACCUUUGAUUUUAUAAUCUGGAAUCAUUCAGGGACUUGGAAGUUUCUGACUUGGUCUAAUUUUUCUAGAAGCGAAAGUGGAGGUUGUGAUGAUGUGAUUUGACUAAAUGUCCUAAAUUACAUCUUUUCUUUGCAUCACCGAACGAAUCCCUGGUCUUCUCAGCUAUAUAUUUUAAUGCUUUUGGCUCGCCUGUGGUACACACACUGAGGCACCACCCUAAAGACAACAGAACCAGCUGUUCCUUCCCUCCAGUCUAAAUAAAAGAGAUCUAUCUGACCUGCCACACAAAGGCACGUUUUGACAAUGGAACAUCCAGGUGACCCCGUGCUUGGUUUAAAUUGUGUCUAGUAAAGGAGCUGUGAGCAAAAACGGUUUUGAUGUUUAUCCUCACCUCAGUUUCAGCUUUGUCCCUAUUUAUACAAGAGAUCAUCUGGGAAAUGGAUGAGUACAGUCUCCUAUAUGCCAGGGAAGAGUCAUUGAUCUCAGACCUGUUAAAGUUGAAACCUCAAGCUGAAUGCCAAUUUGUCCACUGUACGACAUUGUAACCAAAAUGUUGAAGAUAUUUUAAGAUUCAAAAUAAAUGGAUUUGAUGUCUGGCUUGCUUCUCCCCUUCUCCCACUACAUCUAUAGGAGGGUCAAGGACAAAGGACUUGGAAACAUUUUGUGAAUUUGGAGGAGCUAUUCCAUGUUGUGCUGAGACAGUUGUGUGAUGGCUCCAUGUGGCUAUUUAAAUAUAUAUAUCUGCUUAGGUCUACUGCUGGAUCUGGAUAUAUAUGUACAUUUGGAAGCAUACAUAUAUGCAUAUUCAUAUUUCAUAUAAAUGAGAAAAAACUAUUAGUGUCAAAUGUUUUGAUUGAUGGGCAAUGUGCUUUCAUAAUAAAUUUAACUUAGGGCUGAGAAUAAACUAGAGAGCAAAAUGAAUUUGUAGACAUAAACAGGUGUUUCCAACAGUAAUGGGGCCAUCAUGGAAUCAAUAUAAAAUAGUAAGUUUGGCAGUGAGGAGAGAGAUUUCCCAGAGAACUUAGUAUUUGACCUAGUACUUUCUUCCGAAUGCCACUGGGCUGGCUUUCUGUGUGGUAGUGUUUGGAAUGGGAGUUGAGCUGGGCCUGAUAUGACUGUUGCUUGGAAGAUAGUUUUCAAUUCACUUAAAAAGGCCAACGAGGCUCCUCAGAGACAUGGUUUUCGUGGGCAUUGUGAUUUCCCUUCCCAGCAUACUUUUGCUAAAUUGAUUACCUAAAUUAACAAAUGAUUGAGCAUUACAUGUGAAUGUAGAAAAUGUAAAUAGCCACAAGAAAGUUGAAAGAUUUUAAUUUUGUAUUUCACAGCCAUUAAUACGCAUAUCUCCUUGCCCCUUUUGCCUGAGCCCUAAUGUUGAAUUCAAAGCAAAUAGCCAGUCUCAGCAAAUGACAAUUUAAAAUAAUGGAGACAAAAAUGAACUAUUUCAUUCAAUUUUUAACUGAAUUAACUUUAUGCAAGAUGUAUAUUGGCUGAUAUAUACAUGUUGAUUAUUCAUAGCCUGCCAUCUGUAUUCAUUGGCCAAUAAACAUUAAUUGUCAAAA
Molecule: messenger RNA, 4173 nt
Organism: Monodelphis domestica (gray short-tailed opossum)
Lineage: Eukaryota; Metazoa; Chordata; Mammalia; Didelphimorphia; Didelphidae
Gene: CBLN2
Product: cerebellin 2 precursor
Biological process (GO): maintenance of synapse structure
Cellular component (GO): synapse
Molecular function (GO): protein binding
Source: RefSeq, a predicted model, not a curated record